Messenger RNA from Odobenus rosmarus divergens (Pacific walrus), 1911 nucleotides. RefSeq names its product ecto-NOX disulfide-thiol exchanger 2 (gene ENOX2). Gene Ontology annotation, cellular component: plasma membrane; external side of plasma membrane. The record is from RefSeq and is a predicted model, not a curated record. The coding region runs from base 166 to 1911 and encodes 581 amino acids. Gene Ontology annotation, molecular function: protein-disulfide reductase activity; RNA binding. Gene Ontology annotation, biological process: ultradian rhythm. The transcript is spliced from 13 exons. NCBI's taxonomy places the organism in Eukaryota, Metazoa, Chordata, Mammalia, Carnivora, Odobenidae.
UUUGACCCUGCCAACAACAACGAACCCCUGCAGUUUGGUAGUGCCAGUGGCCCUCUGGUCACAGAAGGCCUCAUUGAGAAUGGAGGGGAGUCAAGCAAGAAAAGAAAGAGAACAAAUGCUCCUUCAGCUGAUAAUAGUAGAACUCUGAAUGUGGAUUCCACUGCAAUGACGCUACCUAUGUCUGAUCCAACUGCAUGGGCCACAGCAAUGAAUAAUCUUGGAAUGGCACCACUGGGAAUCGCUGGACAACCAAUUUUACCUGAUUUUGAUCCUGCUCUUGGAAUGAUGACUGGAAUUCCACCAAUAACUCCAAUGAUGCCUGGCUUAGGAAUAGUACCUCCUCCAAUCCCACCAGAUAUGCCAGUAGUAAAAGAGAUCAUACACUGUAAAAGCUGCACGCUUUUCCCUCCAAAUCCAAAUCUUCCACCUCCUGCAACUCGAGAACGACCACCAGGGUGCAAAACAGUAUUUGUGGGUGGCCUGCCUGAAAAUGGGACAGAGCAGAUCAUUGUGGAAGUGUUCGAACAGUGUGGAGAGAUCAUUGCUAUUCGGAAGAGCAAAAAGAACUUUUGUCACAUUCGCUUUGCUGAGGAAUACAUGGUGGACAAAGCCCUUUAUCUUUCUGGUUACCGCAUUCGCCUGGGCUCUAGCACUGACAAGAAGGACACAGGCCGGCUCCAUGUUGAUUUUGCACAGGCUCGAGAUGACCUGUAUGAGUGGGAAUGCAAACAGCGUAUGCUCGCAAGGGAGGAGCGCCACCGCAGAAGGAUGGAAGAAGAAAGAUUGCGGCCACCAUCCCCACCACCAGUGGUCCACUACUCAGAUCACGAAUGCAGCAUUGUUGCUGAAAAACUAAAAGAUGAUUCCAAAUUCUCAGAAGCUGUACAGACCUUGCUCACCUGGAUUGAACGAGGAGAGGUGAACCGUCGCAGCGCCAACAACUUCUACUCUAUGAUCCAGUCAGCCAACAGCCACGUUCGCCGCCUCGUGAACGAGAAAGCUGCCCAUGAGAAAGACAUGGAAGAAGCAAAGGAGAAAUUCAAGCAGGCCCUUUCUGGAAUUCUCAUUCAAUUUGAGCAGAUAGUAGCUGUGUACCAUUCCGCCUCCAAACAGAAGGCAUGGGACCAUUUCACAAAAGCCCAGCGUAAAAACAUCAGCGUUUGGUGCAAACAAGCUGAGGAAAUUCGCAACAUACAUAAUGAUGAAUUAAUGGGAAUCAGGCGAGAAGAAGAAAUGGAGAUGUCUGAUGACGAAAUAGAAGAAACCACAGAAACGAAAGAAACUGAGGAAUCAGCCUUAGUAUCACAGGCAGAAGCUCUGAAGGAAGAAAAUGACAGCCUCCGUUGGCAGCUCGAUGCCUAUCGGAAUGAGGUAGAAUUGCUCAAGCAAGAACAAGGCAAAGCCCCCAGAGAAGACGACCCAAACAAGGAACAGCAGCUGAAACUCCUGCAGCAAGCCCUGCAAGGAAUGCAACAGCAUCUACUCAAAGUCCAAGAGGAAUACAAAAGGAAAGAAGCUGAACUUGAAAAAGUCAAGGAUGACAAGUUGCAGGUGGAAAAAAUGUUGGAAAAUCUUAAAGAAAAGGAAAGCUGUGCUACUAGACUGUGUACAUCGAGCCAGGACAGUGACUAUCCUCUUGAGAAGACCCUGAACAGCAGUCCUAUCAAAUCUGAACGUGAAGCACUGCUCGUGGGGAUUAUUUCCACAUUUCUUCAUGUCCACCCAUUUGGAGCAAGCAUUGAAUACAUCUGUUCCUACUUGCACCGUCUAGAUAAUAAGAUCUGCACCAGCGACGUGGAGUGUCUCAUGGGCCGGCUGCAGCACACCUUCAGGCAGGAAAUGACCGGGGUCGGAGCCAGUCUGGAGAAGAGGUGGAAGUUCUGCGGCUUCGAGGGCCUGAAACUGACCUGA